Eimeria acervulina is the source of this 74-nucleotide messenger RNA. RefSeq lists its product as hypothetical. The transcript is spliced from 2 exons. Lineage: Eukaryota; Apicomplexa; Conoidasida; Eucoccidiorida; Eimeriidae. The record is from RefSeq and is a predicted model, not a curated record. The annotation marks the transcript as partial.
GAGGUGUACGUACGGUGGAUGUCGAAGACCCUGGCUACGCUCUAGACUGGCUGUGCUCGGAUUUGAUUUCGUGA